CAAAUCUUUUACAUUUUUUGAAUGAAACAAAUGACGAACGUGCACUCGCAUGUUACACAUUGUGACAAAUGUACUCACAUCAUUGGGAAUGGUGAGUUCAUGAGUACUGGCCUGGUUACUGGCAUCCAGACCUGCUGCUGAGCACAAGGAGAGGACAUAAAAUGGUGUUUGGCACAUUGAGGGAGUGAACAGCAGUCAUUUCAAUCCCUGGCUAUUGACCAGGAGCAUCUCUGCAUCACUGGAAGGUCUGCCUCCGCCCUGAGCAGAGCCUACACACACUGUAAAACUCCUAUCUGACAAUGACAUUCUACUCUCUAAAUGAAAAACAAUAUGAAGCAUCGUUGAAGAAGGAUUGUAAGGGAACACCGAAGAACAAAAGAAACCUCAACAUCAACAAGAGCAGACCACCAGCAGGCCAUGUCAAUGGCAGUGCACCACAGAGACCAUUAGGAGGAGAACGACGAGAAGAAGAAGAAGAGUAAGGACAGAGACAGGAAAAAGAAGAGCGAGAGAAAAGGAGUUGUAGAUCUUCAACAUGACCAGGAUGUAAUGUUUGCUGAAGUUGACCAGAUGUGUUCGCUCAGCUCUGCUACCAACAUUAGCACUUAGCUCGAGAGGUGGAGCAUCAGGACGGUCCUUCACAGUGUCCAUGGCUGGUGCCAUCAUGAAGGCCCAAUGGAGAACUGGCUGUGCAGAUAGUUCAAAUUAAUGGUGCAAGAAGAAGAGAGACAACUACAAGCAUGACCACACAUAUCUGUUUGACACACUGGAUGAUGGCUUCGGGGGCUCCAGAGAUCGUCACCGCUCUCUCGGUGGAGUUGGGGAGCAUGUCGCCUGCAACCUGGACCUGAGCUCCUGUGGACUGCAGCUGUGCCAGCAGCCCCGGUGAAUGUGUCGGUGACCCAGCUGAGGGCGCACUCGGCCAUGGUGACCUGGAACGUCCCUCAGGGGGACACCGUCAUUGGAUACUCCAUCUCACAGCAGAGGCAGGACGGCCUGAUGCAGCGCUCCAUCCGGGAGGUGAACACGUCCAGCCGCUGGUGUGUGCUGUGGGACCUGGACGAGGACACACACUACAGCGUCCAGGUGCAGUCUGUCGGGCCGGAUGCAGACAGUCAGCCCAGCCGUGCCGUCCACUUCAGGACUCUGGAGAGGAGUGACCAUUAUCCAGCCGGAGUCCUGGACCAGCAUGAGCCGGCGAUGGAAGGUCUGGGCAUGACUCCUCACUUACAGACGGGAGAGCUGCUCAUUAUCACCACCGUGCUGCUGCUGUGGGCAGCCGUCAUCGCCCUCUUCUGCCGUCAGUACGACAUCAUCAAAGACAACGACUCCAGCUGCAGCAAAGACAAAGCCAAGAGGCCGCUGGUCCGAGCCCCCCCGCCCUACUACAACACUUCAGCCGGCAGCUCGCCCAUCUACCACAACGGAGCCGUGCGCAGCAGCCGGCUCCACAGAGCCUCCUCCUCCAUCAGCAUCAUUAGAGUCUGAGGUUGGAUGUUUUGGGACUCGGCAGCGACUUCCUGGAGUCAGCGAUGAGCAACACUUGCCUGAGGAACCUCACGGGGAUUAUCACGACAAGUGGAGACUUUAUAGACCCGAGAUUGUAUUUAUUGUAAAAUAUUGGGAACGUGAGAAGCACUUAUGGAGGACUGCUGCCCUCUAGUGGCAGAAGAUGCUGACUUUAAAACAAACCCGUGCACACUGCAGCUCUUUUAAAGCUUUUCCAGGAGGAUCCGACCUGCAGCCAAACUCAUUUCCUGCUGUACAAAAAUGAUUUCAAAGACUAAUUGUGAAUAUUUGCCAGCAUGUCGGCCUCAAAUUAG
Molecule: messenger RNA, 1823 nt
Organism: Cottoperca gobio
Lineage: Eukaryota; Metazoa; Chordata; Actinopteri; Perciformes; Bovichtidae
Product: fibronectin type III domain-containing protein 4-like
Exons: 10
Coding region: 925-1488 (187 amino acids)
Cellular component (GO): plasma membrane; extracellular region
Molecular function (GO): protein binding
Source: RefSeq, a predicted model, not a curated record